Messenger RNA from Tarenaya hassleriana, 1223 nucleotides. RefSeq names its product (S)-ureidoglycine aminohydrolase. Gene Ontology annotation, molecular function: ureidoglycine aminohydrolase activity. Bases 120 to 1019 code for a protein of 299 amino acids. NCBI's taxonomy places the organism in Eukaryota, Viridiplantae, Streptophyta, Magnoliopsida, Brassicales, Cleomaceae. The transcript has 13 exons. The record is from RefSeq and is a predicted model, not a curated record.
CCCCAGAAUAGAACCUCUGUCGUGUUCUCUCUCAUUUCUGUGAACAAGAACACUAUCGGAAUAGAGCACUGAAACUCUCUCAAAUCUCGGAAGCCAUUAAUCAUCCCCAAGAACAAAAAAUGCGAUUACUUCCCAUACUCUCAAUCAUCAUCUUCGGUUUGGUUAAGGCUUCGACAAGCGAUGAUGGGUUCUGUUCUGCGCCGCCGAUCGCAGAAUCGGACGAGAAGUCGAAACCCAUGUACUGGAAAGUCACGAACCCGACACUCUCUCCUUUACAUCUCCAAGAUUUGCCGGGGUUCACAAGAAGUGUUUACAAGUCGGAUCAUGCUGUAAUAACACCCGAAAGUCACGUUUUCAGCCCAUUACCCGAUUGGACAAACGCGUUGGGGGCAUAUUUGAUCACCCCGGCAAUGGGCUCCCAUUUUGUCAUGUACUUUGCGAAAAUGAAAGACAUUUCAAAAUCAGGUCUACCACCACACGACGUAGAGCGCUUCAUAUUCGUGGUUGAGGGCGCUGUGACACUUGCUAACUCAUCAGAUACCAUAAAGAAAUUGACGGUUGAUUCAUUUGCAUACGUGCCUCCAAACUUUGAUCAUUCCCUGAACUGUGAUGGGUCUGCAACUCUUGUUGUGUUCGAGCGGAGGUACGAGUUUCUACCGAGUCAUGCCACAGAGCUUAUUGUCGGGUCAACAGACAAGCAGCCACUUCUCGAAACUCCCGGUGAGGUGUUUGAACUGAGGAAGCUUCUUCCGGCAUCUUUACCUUAUGACUUUAAUAUCCAUAUUAUGGAUUUUCAGCCUGGGGAGUUUCUCAAUGUGAAGGAGGUUCACUAUAACCAACAUGGUUUGUUGCUUCUGGAGGGCCAAGGCGUUUAUCGUUUGGGUGAUAGCUGGUACCCAGUUCAAGCUGGUGAUGUUAUAUGGAUGGCUCCUUUUGUUCCUCAAUGGUAUGCCGCACUUGGGAAAACCCGAUCUCGGUAUUUGCUGUACAAAGACGUGAAUCGGAGUCCACUGCUGUAGAUGAUGAUGAUGAUGAUGAUGGUGAUGAUGUAACCUGAACCUGACGUUAACCCAUAGCCCCUGCCCUCUACUUGCCAUUGUUUUCCAAAAUUUCUAAAAGUCAGAAACUGUAAUUUGUAUUGAAUUUUUAGUGAAGAGAAGAACAGAAAUUAGUAUAACAAUGGGCCGGGUCGGGUAAUUAUAUUGGGCGGCUCAUUUUAAUAA